AUGGCCGCCUUCGGGCUUCUCAGCUAUGAGCAGAGACCGCUGAAGCGCCCCCGGCUCGGGCCGCCCGACGUCUACCCACAGGACCCCAAGCAGAAGGAGGAUGAACUUACGGCUGUGAGUGUAAAACAAGGCUUCAGCAAUCAGCCAGCCUUCACUGGGGACGAACACGGCUCAGCCAGAAAUGUUGUAAUUAACCCGUCAAAGAUUGGAGCUUAUUUUAGCAGCAUAUUAGCUGAGAAACUAAAGCUUAACACUUUCCAGGACACUGGCAAGAAGAAACCACAAGUGAAUGCUAAAGAUAAUUAUUGGCUGGUUACUGCUCGAUCCCAGAGUGCAAUUCAUAGUUGGUUCUCUGAUUUAGCAGGGAAUAAACCACUUGCUAUUUUGGCAAAAAAGGUUCCCAUCCUUAGUAAAAAAGAGGAUGUUUUUGCAUAUUUAGCUAAAUAUUCAGUGCCAAUGGUUCGAGCAACAUGGCUGAUCAAGAUGACUUGUGCCUAUUAUUCUGCUAUUUCUGAAGCUAAAAUUAAGAAACGUCAGGCUCCUGAUCCCAAUUUGGAGUGGACACAAAUAUCUACGAGAUACCUUCGAGAGCAGUUGGCCAAGAUUUCUGACUUUUACCACAUGGCCUGCAGCACAGGGGAUGGCCCUGUCCCUGUGCCACCGGAGGUGGAGCAAGCCAUGAAGCAAUGGGAGUACAAUGAGAAGCUGGCAUUUCACAUGUUCCAGGAAGGAAUGCUAGAAAAACAUGAAUAUUUGACAUGGAUCCUGGAUGUUUUAGAAAAGAUCAGACCAAUGGAUGAUGAUCUUCUUAAACUCUUGUUACCACUAAUGCUGCAGUAUUCAGAUGAGUUUGUCCAGUCGGCCUACCUGUCUCGUCGCCUUGCCUACUUCUGUGCCCGGCGUCUUUCCUUGCUGCUGAGUGAUAGUCCCAACCUCCUUGUUGCCCACUCACCACACAUGAUAAUAGGACCAAACAGCUCGAGCAUUGGGGCGCCCAGCCCUGGUCCCCCUGGCCCCGGCAUGAGCCCUGUGCAGCUGGCCUUCUCUGAUUUUCUUUCCUGUGCGCAGCAUGGUCCCCUGGUUUACGGACUUAGUUGUAUGUUGCAGACUGUCACUCUCUGUUGCCCAAGUGCCUUGGUGUGGAAUUAUUCCACAAAUGAAAAUAAGAGCGUGAACCCAGGCUCACCUCUGGAUCUGCUGCAGGUGGCUCCUUCCAGCCUCCCCAUGCCGGGUGGGAACACGGCUUUCAACCAGCAGGUUCGGGCAAGGAUUUAUGAGGUGGAACAGCAGAUAAAACAAAGAGGCCGGGCAGUGGAAGUUCGGUGGUCUUUUGACAAGUGCCAAGAGUCAACAGCAGGGGUGACUAUUAGUCGGGUUUUGCACACGUUGGAAGUUUUGGAUCGUCACUGUUUUGACCGAACUGAUUCCAGCAAUUCAAUGGAGACGCUUUAUCAUAAGAUUUUCUGGGCAAACCAGAACAAAGAUAACCAAGAGGUGGCUCCCAAUGAUGAAGCCGUGGUGACACUGCUGUGCGAGUGGGCCGUGAGCUGCAAGCGCUCAGGCAAGCAUAGGGCCAUGGCUGUGGCCAAACUGCUGGAGAAGAGGCAGGCGGAAAUCGAGGCAGAGAGAUGUGGUGAAUCAGAAGUCUUAGAUGAGAAGGAGUCUAUUUCUUCAGCCUCUCUUGCUGGAUCUAGUUUGCCUGUUUUCCAGAAUGUUCUGCUAAGGUUUUUAGAUACACAGGCCCCCUCACUGUCGGAUCCAAACAGUGAAUGUGAGAAGGUGGAAUUUGUGAACCUGGUGCUGCUCUUCUGCGAGUUCAUCCGCCACGAUGUCUUUUCCCACGAUGCAUACAUGUGUACCCUCAUAUCUCGAGGAGACUUGUCAGUCACAGCCUCCACCCGGCCACGGUCACCAGCAGGGGAAAAUGCAGAUGAACACUAUUCAAAAGACCAUGACGUGAAAAUGGAGGAACAGAGUAUUAUGGCACAUAUGGGCAUUGACUCAGGAACCACUAACAUUUUUGAUGAAGUAGACAAGAGUGACUUUAAAACUGACUUUGGUUCGGAAUUUCCAAUUUUUUCUCCCAUGCCUGGAGAGUCCUGUGAGAAUGCCAACCCUUCCUUGUGCAGAAGAAUGUCAGUUAAUGGUGAGAAGUUGGUGAAGAGGGAAAAAUCAAGGGAAUUAAUUUUUCCAUCUAAUUAUGACCUCCUUCGUCACCUGCAGUAUGCAACACAUUUUCCUAUACCUCUGGAUGAGUCUUCGAGCCACGAAUGUAACCAGCGCACAGUCCUUCUCUACGGAGUCGGCAAAGAGCGUGACGAGGCGAGGCAUCAGCUGAAGAAGAUUACCAAAGACAUCCUGAAAAUCCUGAAUAAGAAGAGUACCACAGAGACAGGGGUUGGGGAUGAAGGACAAAAAGCCAGAAAGAACAAGCAAGAAGCAUUCCCAACACUGGAGACUGUGUUCACAAAACUCCAACUCCUUUCAUACUUUGAUCAGCAUCAAGUGACAUCUCAGAUCUCUAACAAUGUGCUGGAACAAAUCACAAGCUUUGCAUCAGGAACGUCAUAUCAUCUCCCUUUGGCUCACCACAUUCAGCUUAUCUUCGAUCUCAUGGAGCCAGCUCUGAACAUCAAUGGACUAAUUGAUUUCGCAAUACAGUUACUAAAUGAACUGAGCGUUGUGGAAGCUGAACUUCUCCUAAAAUCCUCCAGCCUGGCAGGAAAUUACACAACAGGACUGUGUGUCUGCAUUGUGGCUGUUCUCAGGCGGUAUCAUAGUUGUCUGAUCCUGAAUCCUGAUCAGACAGCCCAGGUGUUUGAAGGGUUGUGUGGUGUGGUAAAGCAUGUUGUAAACCCCUCAGAAUGUUCUUCCCCUGAAAGAUGCAUCUUAGCCUACCUCUAUGAUCUCUAUGUGUCAUGUAGCCACCUCAGAAGUAAAUUUGGUGACCUCUUCAGUAGUGCCUGUUCAAAAGUAAAGCAAACCAUAUAUAAUAAUGUGAUGCCUGCAAAUUCUAACUUGCGAUGGGAUCCAGACUUCAUGAUGGAUUUUAUUGAGAAUCCUUCAGCCCGUAGCAUCAACUACUCAAUGCUGGGCAAGAUCCUCAGUGACAAUGCGGCCAAUCGCUACAGCUUUGUUUGCAACACACUCAUGAAUGUCUGCAUGGGCCAUCAGGAUGCUGGAAGGAUUAAUGACAUAGCCAACUUCUCCUCCGAGCUGACGGCUUGCUGCACUGUGCUCAGUUCAGAAUGGCUGGGGGUUCUCAAGGCUCUCUGUUGUUCUUCAAAUCAUGUGUGGGGUUUUAAUGAUGUACUUUGCACUGUAGAUGUGAGUGACCUUUCAUUCCAUGAUUCAUUAGCUACUUUCAUUGCUAUUCUGAUAGCACGACAGUGUUUUUCCCUGGAGGACGUCGUGCAGCAUGUGGCACUUCCCUCUCUCCUAGCGGCAGCUUGUGGAGAUGCGGACGCUGAGCCUGGGGCGAGAAUGACUUGCCGGCUCCUGCUUCACCUCUUCCGAGCUCCCCAGGCCUGCUUCUUACCUCAAGCAACGGGCAAACCUUUCCCUGGAAUAAGAUCAUCUUGUGAUAGGCACCUCUUAGCCGCUGCUCACAACAGCAUUGAAGUAGGAGCUGUGUUUGCUGUCUUAAAAGCAAUUAUGAUGCUUGGAGAUGCCAAAAUUGGCAAUAACAGUGUCAGCUCUUUAAAGAAUGAAGACUUCACUAUGAGAGGUUUACGACGUGAUGGGAAUGCUGAUGAUAUCUGGACUGCCUCACAAAAUUCAAAAUCCUGUGGGAAAAGCAUUUCCAUAGAAACUGCCAAUUUAAGAGAAUAUGCUAGAUACGUACUGAGAACUAUCUGUCAACAGGAAUGGGUAGGAGAACAUUGCUUAAAAGAACCUGAAAGAUUAUGUACAGACAAAGAACUCAUAUUGGACCCUGUGCUUUCAAAUAUGCAAGCGCAGAAAUUACUGCAGCUUAUCUGUUAUCCUCAUGGCAUUAAAGAAUGUACUGAGGGGGACAACCUGCAAAGACAGCACAUUAAGCGCAUUCUUCAGAAUCUUGAGCAGUGGACACUGAGACAGUCCUGGUUAGAACUUCAGUUAAUGAUCAAACAGUGCUUGAAGGACCCUGGCUCUGGUUCUGUGGCCGAAAUGAACAUCUUACUGGACAAUAUUGCAAAGGCAACAAUAGAGGUGUUCCAGCAGUCUGCUGACAUGAACAAUAACUCUGCUAACUCUGGCAUGAGCCUCUUUAACCCAAAUAGCAUGGGAAGUGCCGAUACAACUAGCACAAGACAGAAUGGAAUAAAAACAUUUCUAAGUUCAUCUGAACGCAGGGGCGUAUGGUUGGUGGCGCCCCUCAUCGCCAGGCUGCCAACUUCCGUGCAAGGAAGAGUGUUGAAGGCUGCUGGAGAAGAGUUGGAGAAAGGACAGCACUUGGGUUCUUCGUCAAAAAAGGAAAGAGACAGACAAAAACAGAAGAGUAUGUCUCUUUUGAGUCAACAACCUUUCCUCUCACUGGUACUUACCUGCCUUAAGGGACAGGAUGAACAACGGGAAGGCCUCCUAACAUCUCUGCAGAAUCAAGUUAACCAGAUUUUAAGUAACUGGAGAGAAGAACGAUACCAAGAUGACAUAAAAGCACGGCAGAUGAUGCACGAAGCCCUGCAGCUCCGCCUGAAUUUGGUAGGAGGAAUGUUUGACACGGUGCAGAGGAGCACCCAAUGGACCACAGACUGGGCCCUCCUGCUCCUCCAGAUAAUCACUUCAGGAACUGUUGACAUGCACACUAACAAUGAAUUAUUCACAACAGUUCUUGACAUGCUGGGUGUUUUAAUCAAUGGAACAUUAGCCUCUGACCUAUCAAAUGCAUCCCCAGGGGGAUCAGAAGAGAACAAACGGGCAUACAUGAAUUUAGUAAAGAAACUGAAAAAAGAGCUAGGAGACAAGCGGUCAGAAAGCAUUGACAAAGUUCGACAGUUGCUACCUUUGCCUAAACAGACGUGUGAUGUUAUCACUUGUGAACCUAUGGGUUCCUUGAUCGACACAAAGGGAAACAAAAUUGCUGGAUUUGACUCUAUAGAUAAAAAACAGGGUCUUCAGGUCUCUACGAAGCAGAAGGUGUCCCCGUGGGACUUGUUUGAGGGUCAGAAGAACCCAGCCCCUCUGUCCUGGGCCUGGUUCGGGACUGUCCGAGUGGACCGCAAAGUGAUCAAGUAUGAGGAGCAGCACCACCUCCUUUUGUAUCACACACACCCCAUGCCCAAGCCCCGAAGUUACUACCUCGAGCCACUGCCCCUGCCUCCCGAGGAGGAAGAGGAAGAGCCCUCAUCUCCAGUCUCUCAGGAACCAGAAAGGAAAUCGGCCGAGCUGUCAGAUCAGGGGAAAUCUGCAACAGAUGAGGAGAAGAAAACAAAGGGAAGGAAGCGCAAGACGAGAUCAAGCGCAAGGGUCGAUGAAUAUCCACAGAGCAACAUAUACCGAGUGCCCCCUAACUACUCGCCCAUUUCCUCCCAGAUGAUGCACCAUCCACAGUCUACCUUGUGGGGUUACAACCUCGUGGGCCAGCCCCAGCAGCCUGGCUUUUUUCUUCAGAACCAAUCUCUUCCUUCAGGUGGCUCCAGAUUGGACCCUGCGGGCUCCUUUGUCCCAACCAAUACCAAGCAGGCUCUGUCGAACAUGCUGCAGAGGCGCUCGGGCGCCCUCAUGCAGCCGCCCUCCCUUCAUGCCAUCACGUCACAGCAGCAGUUGAUGCAGAUGAAGCUUUUGCAGCAGCAGCAGCAGCAGCAGCGGCUUCUCAGGCAAGCCCAGACUCGACCUUUCCAACAGGGCCAGCCGGGGGACCAGGCUGCUCUCUUUGCUGCACAAGCACGGCCCUCCCCUCAGCUUCCUCAGUAUCCAGGGCUGCAGCAAGCACAGACAAUGCCCCAGGGCUAUACAAUGUACGGAACACAGAUGCCUUUUCAGCAGACGCCGCAGCAGCAGGCUGGCAGCGUGAUCUUGUCUCCCAGCUACAACUCCAGAGCCUAUCCAGCUGCACAUUCCAACCCUGCACUAAUGGAAAGACUCCGACAGAUUCAGCAGCAGCCGAGUGGCUACGUUCAGCAGCAGGCCUCACCAUACCUGCAGUCCUUGACUGGCUCUCAGAGACUGAACCAUCAGGCUCUACAGCAGAGCCCUCUGGUGGGCGGGGGAAUUGAUGCUGUGCUGACUUCUGCACAUCCCAACCUUCCCUCGGUGCCCCUGCCUCAGGACCCCAUGAGGCCCAGACAGCCGCAAGUCCGACAGCAGCAGAGACUCCUCCAGAUGCAGCAGUCCCAGCAGCCCCCUCAGCCUCAGCAGCCUCCCCAGCCCCAGCAGUCCUCGCAGCCCCAGAGUCAGACCCUUGGUCUCCAAGCAAUGCAGCCCCAGCAGCCUUUGUUUCCCAGGCAAGGCUUGCAGCAGACCCAGCAGCAGCAGCAGACGGCUGCCCUGGUGCGGCAGCUCCAGAAGCAGCUUUCUAGUAAUCAGCCACAGCAAGGAGUGACUCCGUAUGGGCAUCCUUCACACUUCUGAAUCUAGAAGAGGAAAAGACAUGAAGUUUGAUGUCUGCACUGAAAAAUAGAAAAUUGAAUUUAAUUUCAUUUGCCAUCCUUAGACAUGCCCCUUUGUGCUUUCAUUUCUUUGACAUUUUACUAUAUUUUAUGCUACAUUUCACACAAAGGUGUUUCAACAAAAAGCGAAGGAGAAGUUGUGGUUUGAUUUUGUCUCGUUCAACUUUAAAGUAGGUUUAAAAAUGUGGAUCAUACAGGCCUACUCCAGGAAGAGUGUGGUAGCGGACCUUUUGAAACUGGUGCUUUUUUUGAAUCUCAUAUUUACAGGAAGAAUGAAUUAUGGUGGAUUUAAGAUGUUUAUGUAUUUAAUAAUAGUGAAUUUUUGUUUUGUUUUUUCCCUGUGCCGGACCAAACUACUGAUUUGAAAAGUGUGUCAGAUCUUGACGGGAAAGACCCGUUUAUAGUGCAUUCACCUGCAGUGGUGAGAUGGACAUUUAUUUGCAUCAUUCUAGUUGGAAAUGUUUGUAAUUU
Molecule: messenger RNA, 7061 nt
Organism: Cynocephalus volans (Philippine flying lemur)
Lineage: Eukaryota; Metazoa; Chordata; Mammalia; Dermoptera; Cynocephalidae
Gene: MED12L
Product: mediator complex subunit 12L
Exons: 44
Coding region: 1-6552 (2183 amino acids)
Biological process (GO): regulation of transcription by RNA polymerase II
Cellular component (GO): mediator complex
Molecular function (GO): transcription coregulator activity; beta-catenin binding
Source: RefSeq, a predicted model, not a curated record